This is a messenger RNA of Colletotrichum abscissum, 339 nucleotides long. RefSeq names its product histone chaperone domain CHZ. The transcript is spliced from 2 exons. Lineage: Eukaryota; Fungi; Ascomycota; Sordariomycetes; Glomerellales; Glomerellaceae. The record is from RefSeq and is a predicted model, not a curated record. The coding region runs from base 1 to 339 and encodes 112 amino acids.
AUGGCUGCCGAGAACGAGAACGUCGCUGCUGGCCUCGCCGAGGAGAUCAAGGGCAAGGGCAAGGCUGUCGCCGCCGAGGAGCCCGUCGAGAAGAGCGACGCCAUGGACGAGGACGAGGACUCCAGUGAUGAGGAGGAGGCCCCCGAGGCCGCUGAGGCUGUCGAGGAGGAGGACGGCAUGGAGGAGAUUGACCUGAACAACAUUGUCGAGGGUGGACGCCGCACCCGUGGCCGUGUCAUCGAUUUCGCCAAGGCUGCCGAGGAGAACCCCGCCGAGGAGGAUGAUGACGAGGACGACGAUGACUUCGCGGCCGAUGAGUCCAAGAUGGAUGAGGACUAA